Molecule: messenger RNA, 2381 nt
Organism: Melanotaenia boesemani (Boeseman's rainbowfish)
Lineage: Eukaryota; Metazoa; Chordata; Actinopteri; Atheriniformes; Melanotaeniidae
Gene: taf1a
Product: TATA box binding protein (TBP)-associated factor, RNA polymerase I, A
Exons: 12
Coding region: 243-1526 (427 amino acids)
Biological process (GO): transcription by RNA polymerase I
Cellular component (GO): RNA polymerase I transcription regulator complex
Source: RefSeq, a predicted model, not a curated record
GCAUGGAAGUUACAAACACGAAUGAUUAGUCAGUCUCUGAAAUCAUUAUCAAAUUUAUUAUAAUUUCACGAAUUCAGCUUACGUUAACUCAAGACGUUAGUUGAUAGGAUUGGAACCUUAGUUAUUUACUUUAUGAAACAUCUGAACGGCUUUUCUUUUUGAAGGGUCACAAAAAGCUCGAACCAGUCCUGGCUGACUUGGGUGGCAGUGUGAUAUACCAUAGUCUUACUGCUGUGUUGGAGAUGGAUGACUUGGAAGAACACCUGGGUCUUCACAAGCACUUGGUGGAUGAUGAUGGCGACUCCUCAGACAACAGCUCGACACUAAGAGGGAAAAAGUUAAGACUCCCUCUGGUCCAACCCAUGUUUGUAGAGACAAAAAAGGAAACAGGAUUUACUCAGAGUUGUAGAAUGUGUCUGGAGCAGAUAAGAGAAGCCAUGCUGCACCAUAGGUGGCAGGAAGCAGCAGAGUACAUGGCAUGCUACCCCCAAAUACUGGAGGAUAAAGCUUGUUACACAACAAAGCAGUAUAAAGAGCUUAUUUGGAGAGCCAGCACUGAGAUCCUUCACCACCAUCCCAAGUCAACGAUUGAGGACUACAACAUCAUCUAUGAACGACUAAAACAUUCUGGAUUUAAACUUUACCUGAAGGUUUCUCUGGAACAUUCCUUCCACCUGAUGCUUCAGGGUAAGUUUGAAGAUGCAAAGCAACAUCUCGCUGCAGCUGAAAGCUGGAGGUAUGGGAAGGAGUCAUCUGCUCAGAUUCAGAGGACUAAACUGAUCCAGGCUUACAGGAGCUUGCUGGAUUUUAUCAUCUGGUCUGAGAAAAAGGUUGUGCUCUCCAACAACAACACUGUUGAUGCACUUUCUGAGAAUCAAAGCAUGCAUAACUACUUCAGACAAGCUUCCGUGAAUCUUAAAGGGAUUCUAAGUAAUCCAGGCGUCUGGGAUCCCUUCAUCCUGAGUUAUGUUGAGAUGCUGGAGUUCUAUGAAGAUUACGAGGAGGCUCUGAAAGUCCUGAAUGACUAUGCAUUUGACAAUAGUUUUCCACCCAAUCCCAAUGCACACGUGUAUCUGUACAAAUACUUGCAGCGGCAUGGUGCUCCUCAGAAAAAACUGAUACAUGUGUUAAAGAAUCUUCAGUUAUUAGUCCCGAGCCACGAGUUGAUGUUGGAGUAUACCUCCCUCCUGCUUCAGUCAGAAAAACAAAAGAACACGCAGAAAGCUUUAGGAAUCGUUCUUGAAAUGCUUGACUUUGCCUGCUGGAGGAACAACCUGGACGUGUGGAUGUGUUUAAAGACCAUUAUUGACAAACUGCAGACAGAAGACGACUGGGAGAGCAUCAUCAGUGAAAAGAUGACUUUGCGGAAAGAAUGGUGGCCUGCACUGCACUUCACACGCUUCCAUGCCAAUAAAGACUCAGAGGAGAACCCUGAGCUCCUGGAAGUAAAGGCACCACUGGUUAAAAUCCUUUGUCCAGACCGAACUCUGAAGUACUAUGCUGAGCCAGUAACUCGUGGAAAAUGAAUGAGUGAGAUACAAAAAAGCUGUCUUCAGUACUGUCUGCAAGCAAGUGAAAAUGGCAAGACAUUCAUUGGGACGCUUCAUAUAUGCACUUUAUAUUUGUUUUUUUCUACCAGUUUCUUUCUUUAAAAUGAUUUUAAUUUACAGUUCACAGAGUUCACACAGUAAUGUGCUCCCAGUCCUAAACAAAAUCCUUCCAUGUUGGAUAAAUUUUGCCUUUAUCAUGUCACCAGCUGGAAUAUCCACUAUGUGGAGCUCUUGUGCUGUUCUUCGUGAUGGGUUUUGCUCACCCAGCUUUGACAGUGUAGCUCUGAAUGCCAGUUGUAGUAUUGAGACAAUAUUGUAAAUAUUUUAAUGAGAAAUGAGUCUCACUCUGACCUUUAACUGCUGUGCAGAGGUGUAUUAACAUCAGUAGAGUGUACACCACACAAAACCAGGGGGGGUUUCUCCCUGUCAUACUUCACUGUCAUAUCAAAGAUUCAUCACAGGCUAUGAGCAGCAUGUUUUCAGACGUGUGACUGACAGUUGGCAGGCGGCUGCUGCUCAGAGCUUUGGUAUCAGUCCAUUUUAUGUCACAUGUCCUUCAGUCAGUUCAUAAAUGACUGUGGUCAUUUUUGUGUAAGUAUUUUGUACAGGUUCAGUGUAACCAGCACUGUCAGGCGUUUACUUAAAGCUUCAACAGUGCACUGUGUUCUGCAAUCAGGAGGCUCAUUAUUAUAAUGGAAUUUUUACAUUUUUUAUAAAACUUGUUUUGCCCAAUGAAAUGUUUCUAAUUGCAUUAAAUUGUUGUGAGGUUCAAAUUCUGUUCAUUACCUCAAGUCUUUUUCACCCAACCAUGAAAUAAAGUGUUGCAUCCAG